Heterostelium album PN500 is the source of this 6195-nucleotide messenger RNA. RefSeq names its product SH3 domain-containing protein (gene docA). Gene Ontology annotation, cellular component: cytoplasm; plasma membrane. NCBI's taxonomy places the organism in Eukaryota, Evosea, Eumycetozoa, Acytosteliales, Acytosteliaceae. Gene Ontology annotation, molecular function: guanyl-nucleotide exchange factor activity; small GTPase binding. The record is from RefSeq and is a predicted model, not a curated record. The coding region runs from base 1 to 6195 and encodes 2064 amino acids. Gene Ontology annotation, biological process: small GTPase-mediated signal transduction. The transcript is spliced from 6 exons.
AUGGCAACUACAGCGUCAACAACAGCAUCAGUUGGUAAUAUCAAUAGAGGAGCAACCACCACUACGACAAAUGGUGGUGGCGGUGGAGGUGAAUGGAUUGAGAUCAACAAGACAUGUAUCGUUAUGUUUCCUUUCAAUGCAUCGCAUAAAUUCCAACUGCCGCUCUCGGUGGGUGAUCUCGUACAGAUUCACGCACAGACAUCGGGUGACUCUGAACAAGGUUGGUUCAGUGGUGUCUCACUGACCACCCAAGAGAGUGGUAUCUUUCCACAAUCCUAUGUUGUAUUACUACCGGAGAAUAUCAAUGAUAUCACAAUGCCACAUCAUGUACCAAUAUCAUCGAGAUUAAAUAUUACAAAUCAAUCAUUAAAUAAUUGUGCAUUACUAAAUGAAAUUACGAGUACAAUUGUUGAAUGGGCAACUCUAUUAAAGAUAUUCUCACAAAACAAACAAUACAAUGAUUUCAAAGUGUUGACAACAAAAAUAACACAAUUGGUUCAAUUUAGAAAUCAACUAUUAAAUUUACCAUCUCAAAAAGAAUUAACAUUUGAAUUAAGAGAUAAAAUAUUAAAUUCAAUCGAUGAAGGCAGACAGGAAACAGGUAUGACAAUAGUACUUAGAAAGGAAGUUCAAAAUCAAUAUUCUGUUGCCACUUCAAAUCCAAGAAACUCCCAAAUAGCAAUGGCUGCAACUGAUUUGAUUUUAGCUGAUGCUGAAAAUUCCGGUGUUUUUACACUUUGUACAAUGUAUCAAGAAAAGAAAUUAUUAUUAAACAAUGAAAUAAUGUCAUUAAAAACAUUGGAUAGUGCGAGAAAAGAUGAUUCAUCACUAAAUUUAGCCUCGAUGGCACAGAUCAAUAAUGGUGGACUUAAUGGUUCGAACCAUGCAUCUCCCAAUUCUAUUUCACCAAGUACCAGUGGUACCAGUAUUAGUUUAUUAAAUGGAUCGACAGGAUUUCAAAAACAACAACAACAACAACAACAACUACAACAGGAACAUCCAGUUUUACAAUCUUCACAUUCUUCGCUCUCACUGUCACUCAGUAGCAAUAGCAGCAGCGGCAGUAACAGUAGUGUAAGUAGCAGCGGUAGCAGCGGCAUCAGCAGUAGUGGAAGCAGUAGUAAUCUUGCCAUCAAUGCAUCGCCCAAUUCGAUUUCACAACAAUUACAACAACAACAACAGCAACAGCAACAACCAAUUUCUUCACAGGCAUCACUAUCUUCACUUUCUUUAUCUUCUGCAUCGGCAAUGUCAAAUAAUAAUAACAAUAGCAGUAGCGCAUCUUCUUCAAAUUCCUCUGGUACUGUCAAGUCUAAACCAAUGAAUUUCCUGAGUAGUGUGCGUUUGAAGGGAAAGUCACAGUCGGUAGCAUCGUCGCUGGGCAGCAGCGGUGGAAUGCCGCCAUUGUCAUCACAGCAAUCGUCUUCCAACUUGAUGCCAAACGGUCAACAGAUGUCGUCUUCACCAUCGGGGUCGACAUCAUCGCUGGCCAAUUCAUUUAUUUCUGUAACAUCUUCUAGUCCUUCUUCACUGGCGUCGUCACCCUCGAAUGGCAGUCCGCAAGUAUCAUCACUCAACUUGAAUUCUCCGCUUCUCACCAAUGGAACCGCACGUAGAAACACACCAACCUCACUUUUGAAAUCACAUCUGUCGUCGUCCACCAAUCUCCUCGCGAAAACACCGAGAAGCGGUGGUUCCUUCCUUCAAAAUGGAUCAUCAUCUUCAUCGUCGUCACUCUCGUCUGCAUCACUGGAAUACUCAUCGAAAUCCUAUUCACAACUGCUGUUUUCACUCAAUAACUUUUUGUAUUCGUCUGGCGAGUACUUGGAGCUGAUCAUCAGCAUCUACAGCAAGAAUGAAAACAAGUUUAUCACUGAGAACUACUGUGGAAUCGUCCCUCCCAGUGGAAUAUUUGUAGAGCCAGAGAAUCCAAACGAAAAGAUCAGAACGAUCUUUAAGGAUUUGGAGUCGAAAGACGUUCAAUCCGAGCUGUAUUUGGUUGCCAAAAUCUAUAGGAGAACCGGAAGCAUCUCAUCGAAGGAUCCAAACUCAUCGCCCACUCUAACGCGUUCCAAUGCAUCGAUGGUUCCGACCUCUUCCACCAUGAACAGUUCGUCGUUCCUCAACUCGCCAACCACCUCCAAACAAUUCAAGAAAUACAUUGGUUGCGGUGUCAAAAAGAUUGAUUUCAACACCGACAUCUCCUCAGAGAUAUUGAUCUCGCUAUUCACCACUCCCAAUGAAUCGACCUCGUCACAACUGCACGAACACAUCAUCAACGAAACCAGCGGUAGUUAUGAACCGAUCACUCGUGCCAAAGGUAUUGUCUGUACUAUUCAACCGUUCCACGGUGAAUACACGCAGUUUCUCAGUGAGAAUGCCGAUCUUCGUAAUGUUUCGACAUCGUUGAAGAUGCAGCUGCCAGAGGUUAUCGUGCCUGGCUACGACCGUAACGAUAUGUACAUUCAGAUCGAGGAGGGUGAGUUCUCUGAGAAGAACAUCGAGGUUGCAAUGCUGGUGCGUUCCGACAACGGUGUGGUAAUGACCGACUCUAUAAAGUAUGCAAAUGGACAGCCUGAACUCUCAGAGUAUCGCACUAGCAUUCAAUCUACAAGCAGUACCUGUCGGUUCAAUGAAACUGUCAAAGUUUGGAUGGCAGCCAAGACAUUCUCGUCGGCGCAUCUCUUCUUCUUGGUGCGUGCUUGCUCCGAGAAGAAAGAUCGUGAGCGUCAAACUCUUGCAUUCGGUUAUCUCAGAUUCAUCGGUGACGACGGUUCCGUUAUCAAAGACGGUAGUCACACAAUCAAUUUGUAUCGUACCAACAGCGACGACGUGGCAAUCUCAUCGUACAUCAACGGAGUGGUCGACACCAGUGCCGGUGGAAAAUCAUCGUCCAAGAAGUACGAUCAACUCAAGAUUAAAACAACGUUUGUAUCGACGUGUCUCACUCAGAAUCACUUGGUAGUGAACCUCUCCAAGUGGCAAUCGUUCCAAGGCGAUCUUAGCUCGCUCAUCAAAGACAUAACGUUCCUCGGACAACAAGAGUUGAUACGUAAUCUCCAAGAGAUUUUCUACAACUUUUUGGCGAUUCUCGAUCAGCAGUUGAACGACUCGCCAUUGUCGAUGGAGAUAUUCCGAUCGUUUAUCUUUAUCAUUGGUGUGCUCGUCGACAGCAGAACUACCAACUAUCGUCCCGCUCUCGAUGUCUACAUCUCCAAGUUCUUUGGUGUGCCACUGAACGUAGCGAUGCCAGCAGUCGGUAUCUCUGCACACUCACAUCUGUUGCGUUCCGUCGUAAAGAAUCUCGAGAACUUCCAAGAUCCUUCGAAUGCAUCGAAAAUCAGUUCUUCACUCAAGGCACUCGAGUAUAUCUUUAAGAUGGUGGUAGCAUCACGUACCCGUUUCCCAAAUAAAGUGGAUGUCGUCGCAGCCAACGAGAACUAUCAGAACAACUUGAAGAAUGUAGUCGAUACACUCUGUGAGAUUAUGAUUUCCAACUCGCCCUCGUUGAUCGGUGCACAAACGAUUGCCCUGAAGAAUUUCGAAGGAAUGUUUUCCGACUUGAAAAAGUUCUUCACCGUUGAGGAAAUGGGUAUCAUUGCCCUGAAAUUCAUCAAAUCCAUUCAGCAUCUCGAGAAGAACAAGACCUUUAAUAUGCUAAAGCUAAAGUUACUCUCUUCCUACUUGCACGGAGAGUUGAUGCUCAACAAGGAGACACGUAAACAACUGCACCCGAUCGUAUUCCAGCUGCUACAAUUCCACUUUGGCAAAUCGAUUGAAGAGACCGAUAUGUGUCUGACUAUUCUCGGCUUGAUACUGGAUAUGAUGAUUACCAAACAGGAGUUGCGUGGAAAGGACAAGGAUGCAUGGCUGAUGGAUAUGAUGUCUUUCUUUGUUCAGAUACUCGAGUUGCUACAGUUGAUCAAUGCCAACAUCGCUUCGAUGUCAGCCGCCAACGUUUCACUUGGAUUCGGAUACAAUAUGAACAAACGUCGUAGUUCCAGUUCGGUGUCGCUCAACGGCGCAACGGCAUCGGUAUCACUCGCCACCAUGAUAUCGUCGCUCAGCGAGGAGAAUCAAUAUGACUUGCGUCUAAAGAUCUACGCAUUCAUUUUGGGUACUGCCAGACUGGCUGGCAUUCAGAAUUGGGAGAUGUUUAGCAAAUCGGUGACAUCGAAAACCUUCUUUGUCGAUCUCUACGACAAUUUGGCACAUCUCUUUGAUACACCGAAAUUCCCAAGCGAUUUCUGGACAUUCACAGUGUUCAAAUUGAAAACCAUUUUGAGAAUGACCAGAAUUCUCGAGGAUGUAACAUUCUAUGUCAAUCCAACCAAGCUGACCACAGGUGCCAACUCUGCCGACUCCAACGGCAGUCCACCAUCCGGCUCGAUCAACUCCAAGACUCUGAAUCAAUUCGACUUCCAGUUGUGGAGAUCGUUCUUCCUGAUGACCAGUUCCUACUUGAAUUGUAAGGAUCUCCAGUUUGAAUCGGUGAAUCCCGCCAAAGCUGUGUUCUUGAAAUCUCGUUGUGGAGAUGUACGUAUUGAGAUGGCGCGUGUCUUUGAACGUGUCUGGGGAACGGUUCCUCUGAAGGAGCGUGCCUCUUUUAUCCCGGUGCUGAUCGACCCAAUCAUUAAGCUGUUGAUUAGCGACACUAUCGAUGCCAAGCGUGUCGCGACAAAGAUCUUUUACGACAUGUUGGAGGGUGAGAUCUCCUUGACCGGUGCCUACAGUGAGUUGAUGACACGCACAGUAGAUUCACUUCUGGAGUGCGGAACAUCGAUUAGCGAUGGAAUGACAUGGCCAGUUGUCAGCCGAGGUGUCGAUGCCAAACUACCGUUCACCCAACGUACUUUUGCCACUUUUUUCAACAACCAGUGUAUGCAGUUGGUGUUGAGCAAAUCGAUCGACUCUGUCAAGAAACAAGCCGAGCAAUUCAUCCACGACAUCUCUCAUUUCGUGUUGUUGCUCACCACCUUUAUCACCGAUGUCAAGAAUAUGGACGAAGAAGAGAUAUUCUCAUCAGUCAGCAAAUUGAUUCUCUACUUCCAAGAGCACAAACGUACCAAUCACUACAUCCGAUUCCUUCAGAUGUGUAAUAAGCGUCACCAUGCCAACGAGAUUUUGGCUUGUUACAACAAAGGAAAAGCAUGGGAUAGAGCGAUUCCAUUACUCAAAGAACUUACUCAUCAUGUCAGUGUGAACAUUUGUGAUAUGGCAUCCUGCGCAACUUAUUUACGACAACAUAGUACAUUUGUUCAGAAAUUAAAUGAUUCCGAUGCAGUUUUCGAAGAAUACUUUAGAGUUGGUUAUUAUGGUAAGAAAUUCCCAAGUAAUCUUCAAAACAAAGAGUUCAUCUACAAGGGUAAUGAAUUCGAAAGACUCUCUGACUUUAUUGCUAAGACCUGUGAGAAGUGGCCAAAGGCAGAGUUGCUCAAGAGUACAGAAACACCAAGCCAAUCGAUUAUGGACUCUGAUGCUCAGUACCUUUUGAUUACUACGGUCAAUGUCUCCAGUAUGAAUGAGAUUCACAAGAGACACAGUCUCAAUAUGAUCGAUAACUACGGAUCAUCCACCUCCAACAAGAAACGUGUACCACUGCGUGUGCAACAACUCAACGCCAGAAACCGAGUAAAUGUAUUCCUCUACUCCAAACCGUUCCGUAAGCCAGGUCACACCAAAUCGAGCAGCGACAAUGAAUUUGAGAAUCUCUGGCUCAUGAACAUCUAUUUGGUGUGCGAGACACACUUCCCAAGCACCGAGCGUCGUUCGCGAGUCAUUGACAGACACCAGUACGAGGUAUCUCCCAUCGAAAAUGCACUCAACAGUGUUGUACAAAAGAACGAAGAGCUGUUGGCACGUAUCGACAAGUAUUCACAACCACCUACCAACGGCCAACCAGACAACAUCAACCCACUCACAAUGACCCUCAACGGUAUUAUCGAUGCCUCUGUCAACGGAGGAAUCGCUCGUUACGAACACUUUUUAACCAACCAGUAUCUACAACAACAUCCGGAUAACAAACACUUUGUCGACUACCUCAAAGUGGCUAUGGAUCAACAGUUGAUCGUAUUGGAGCAGGCUUUGAAGCUUCACGGUCAACUCAGACCACCUGAAAUGGCUGCAUUACAGGAAAAACUUGAACUUAUAUUUAAUACUAUGAAAUCUGAAAGAUCUCAAAGUUAUGUACAAUAA